GCAAUUUUGAGGCGGAUUCACGGUUUUUGAGCUCGUAAGGGUGCCGGCUACCAAAUUCUGGUCGCGCAAGGCAUUGCUGCCACUUAGAAGUUGUCACUCAUCGCGUCGAGUGAGCUGCAGGCACUCUCGGCACGCGUCUGCAGCCAAAACCGCCCCACAAGGCGCACGCGCUCGUUUACACUCGUCGCGCGGCUACGAGUGCUACGCGGCUGCCGCCCUUUUUCUUGCACCCGAGAGGGCCGCGACCCAGCAAUGCGCGACUUCGGCGACGACGCCGAGGCCAUUGAUGGUGAUGACGACUUCUUCGACGGCGUCGACGAUUUUAGCGACGAUGAUGGAGUAAGGCACGACGGCUGGAGAGAAGACGAGCCCGACACAAUAAACGUAGAGCAGACGAGCCCCUUACCAGCCCCAGCAUCGCUAGAAUCGGCGGGCGAGAUCGAGGACGACGAUGAUGAUGGGGUGGUCCAGGCGGCCGCGGCCUUAGUAGGCUUCGGUGAUAAGGUAGAGGACGACGACGAUGAUGAAAGGGAGUCGUGCUUCGCGGAGUCGCCGAGGGCGCGCCAGUCCGAGACGUUCGAUAGCGACGACGAGCCAGCAGCAGUGCCGGACUUCGCCUACGAGCUACUAGCCUCAAUCGUGGCCGGCCUCGCGUGGCGCAAGGAGCAGUCCAUCCUCAUGGAGACCUUUAUAAAAUGGCUGGAGUUCGCUGGUGACGCCGCGCAGGCCUCGACGCCGCCCGCGUCGCCCUCGAAGUUCGAGGGCCGGCCGCCCCUCGCGCCCACUUAUCCUACGUCACCUGUGAACGAGGACCUGUCCGAGGCGAAGCGUGCCGUCCUGACGAGAGCGAGAGCCGUCGCGGCGGCCGAGGCUGAUGUGGUGCAGCGCGAGGAGCGGUGCGCGGCCGUCGAGGCGGAUGCGGUUGAAAGGAUGGAGCGUCUGGUCAAGGCGGAGGCGGAUUUGCAGGAGCGCGAGGAAGCCGUGAGGCGGCGAGAAGAGGCGGUUGCAAGUGCGGCCGCCGAUCAAGCGAUGGCCGGCGCCGAUCUUGAUGAAAGAGAACGCAUCUUGCGGGAGAAGGAACGUCAAUUGUGCACGGCACCACCGGUAAAAGUGGAGCCCAACGAGUGGGCGGACGCCGUCGCGGCGUCGGCCGAGCACCAUCUCCGGGAAUUGUCUUUAGAGAACAAGCAGUUGAAGCGACACCAGCGGCGCACGGCGAAGCGCGGGCGGCGCAUUGCUGCCGUGCUGUUGUGGCGGAAGAUGCAUGUGCUCGAUGCGCGGACGGGGGCGCAGAAGGCGUUCGCGGCGUGGUACGUCUUCUCCCAGAACACGCAGCCGUCGACGAAGCAGAAACGAGUGAGAGCGGCACGCUUGGCCUUAGAAAGUAGGGCAGGUGCGGUGCUGGACGGCGUGCACGCCCACUACUCCGCGUCCAAGCUCGUAAAAGGUGGUUUGCGAAGGGAGCUUUCGUUAGAACGGUUCUGGGCGUUGGCAAGGGACUUCCACCUCGCGCCGGCCUUUGCGUCGUACGCGUAUCUCAUGCAUCUGGCUCGUGAUGUGUUGCGCGGGGAUUCUGCUUUAUCUCGCGAGCAGUUCGGGCGGGCCCUGGCCCAAUUAGCCUUGGAGGCGGCGGGCAAGGCGGGCGAGCCGCCGUCCGUCGCCGUCGCGCGCGUCCUGGACUGCAUGGAGACGUCGAACGGGCUGGCCAAGGUCGGGCUCUCGCGUGCGGUCAAGUUCCGGCACGGCUAAGGAUUUUUAGUUUGC
Messenger RNA from Pelagomonas calceolata, 1764 nucleotides. NCBI's taxonomy places the organism in Eukaryota, Pelagophyceae, Pelagomonadales, Pelagomonadaceae. The record is from the annotation of a GenBank genome assembly.